Molecule: messenger RNA, 1302 nt
Organism: Naegleria gruberi
Lineage: Eukaryota; Heterolobosea; Eutetramitea; Acrasida; Naegleriidae
Exons: 1
Coding region: 1-1302 (433 amino acids)
Source: RefSeq, a predicted model, not a curated record
AUGCAGCAACAAGAAUUAAGGAAAAGGAAGCAAGCCACACAAACAUCAUCUGUAACCAACGCGAAACCAAUGAUUUUAGAGAAGUGUGUUGAUGAGAGUUGUUAUACGGUUUUGGCAAUAUUAGAUUGUGGAGAGCAUGUUCCUGUUUCACAACUAUGCAACAUUGUAAAUUAUGGAAUUCCUUACGGAACAACCUCCUCACCAAUGAAAUUUGGAAUGGUUUCGGUUGUUGAUAGGAUGAAGAUUACCUCAAUGGCUAAGGAAAAACAAGAACCAGUAAUUUACUUUAGAAAUUCUGAUAAAACUGUUUGGGCUCUGGAAGAACAUAUCAAUGGCACUUACAUAUUCGAAAAUACAUUGGGUGCAAAGAUGAUAUUACAAAAAGAAAAGGAAGAAACUCGUUCUUUCAUUAGUUUAGAUUGGAUAUUUUCUAAUAGAGCCAAGAAGAGCUUUACUCUCCAUGAACAAUCUGAUUGCACAGAACAAAUUUCAGAUCAUGUAAUUUCAAGUUAUGACUCAAAAUGGAACUAUUCUCAAUUAUUGGUCUCUAAUAUUCCAGACGAUGGGUCAUAUUAUGUUAUUGGAACACAAUUUCAUAAUCAAUCUCCUCAAAAGGAUGAAAGAAUCAUUUUGUUUGCGAACUUUGGCAAACCAAAAAAACACUUCAAGACCUUCAAUUUAUCCAGCUGUUAUUUUCUGAACUGCAAUUACCCAACACUAUUUCUUGAAAUUCUAGAUAAGUUUGAUCCCAAACUGGCAGUUAAUAAUAUUUUAAUCAGAUAUAUUCAAUUGAGAUUUGAGGAAUUUCCUGAAAUGACACUAGAUAUGGCAUGUAAAUAUAAUAGAUUAGAGAAAAGAGGUGAAGAAUUAUUUUCAGGUGGUCAAUAUUCAUUCUUGGAAACAGUUGAAGAUCCCAUUCUAUUACAUCCAUUAUUUUUUCUGUUUGCAUUCGUCGAUAUGAGGAAUGAUUCAAAUCCUGCUCUUUCUAAAAUUGGGAAUCAUUGUGAAUAUUUGAUGAAACAGGAUUGUUUGAACAGUGGAGAGACCCUUGGAUUCAUAGGAAAGUUAAGAAAAUUGUGGGAUGAUUCAAUUGAGGAAGCAAUUGUUUUUAACAUUGAAAACUUGUCAUUUCCAAAUAUUGUGCAAAAUCAUAUUAGAAAUCGAAUGAUUUCAGAUCAAUCUGUUCGAUUAUUACUUCGUGAAUUUUCUAUCGUUUCUUCGGUAUUACAAAGUGAAGAAUGGUUCUUUCAAACUGUAAAAUUAUCUUCUCUUUUAUAUAAUUGGUUUAAAUAUGGUAUUUAA